This is a messenger RNA of Trypanosoma conorhini, 2532 nucleotides long. RefSeq names its product putative FG-GAP repeat protein. Gene Ontology annotation, molecular function: protein binding. The coding region runs from base 1 to 2532 and encodes 843 amino acids. The record is from RefSeq and is a predicted model, not a curated record. Lineage: Eukaryota; Euglenozoa; Kinetoplastea; Trypanosomatida; Trypanosomatidae. The transcript has a single exon.
AUGGAAUAUCGCCCGUCACAUCGGGUGUGCGCCGGCAUGAUGCGGGCCACAGCCACUCUUCUCUUUCUGCUCACGAUUGCCGUCGUCGCGAGUGCCGCGCCCGUCAAGUGGGCGGAGCCGCUGGUGCAGAAGCCGUCACGCCGGCGGUUGCUGCCGGAGGACGCGGUGGCGCUGGAGGGCGCGCCGGUUGGCGCGGCUGGCAACGCCUCCAACACGUGCCGCGCCGGUGUGAAUUUGGAGUGGACGACACGGGUGGGCAGCAGCGUGUUCGCCACCCCCCGCAUCGUCGACUUGAGCCACGACGGCAACAAGGAGAUCCUGGUGCCGACGUACACGCAGUACCUGGAGGCCAUUGACGGCGUCAACGGCGAGGACGAGCUCGGCUUCCCCUUCGUGCACCCCAACUUCAAGUCCUACGCCAGCCCCAUCCCUGUCGACAUGGACGGCGACGGCAGGACGGAGUGGCUCGUCGCCAUGUACACCGGCGAGCUGAUGGUGUUUGGCGAGGAUGGAAAGGCGCGCGGGGCGGUGCAGGUGCCCUCUCUGCCCAUCAAAAAGAACUGGGCGCAGAAGAACCUCACCGGGGCGGAGGCGGUGAGCUUUAAGGUGAAGCCGGUGCGGCGGUCCGAGGAGGACCUCAACCGCAUCAUGCGCGCCCGGCGGAUGGUGUACAUGACGCCGCGGUCGCCCCACACGCGCCACAACACCAGCGACGGCCCCCGUGCCACUGCCGCCGCCGACGCCGCCGCGGUUGGGGCGUCGCGGCCACCUGCCGCCCCGCUGCGCCGCCAUCUCGCAGAGGCGGCGGCGGCGGCAGCGGCGCCCGACGACGACGGCGACGCCGCCAACAAGCCUGAGGUUGAAAUUGACGACCUGGACGACUUCUUCGACGACGGCGACGACGACGACGGUGCGGCGGUGGAGAAGCAGCAGGGCAUCGGGGCGGAGGGGUGGCUGAGCCCGGAGGCCAAGGCGUCGAUGGAGAUGCUGUACCACCCGGAGCUGUACAAGAGCAGCGUGAACUACGAGGGCGAGCACGACGCCUUCAACUUCCGCAACAUGCGCAACCCGACGACGGUGGUGGUGGGCGAGGACGAGGUGGCGGUGGACCCGCACAUCAUGUCCACCCCGGUCAUUGUGGACGUCGAUGGCAACGGCGAGCUCGACAUUGUGCUGCACCUCAGCUACUUCUUCGACAGGAAGGCGUACGAGGGCGAGAAGGCGGAGCUGCUCCCGCCCGACAUCGACGUCGACGACUACGUGGCGGACGUGCUCAUGGUGCUGAACCUCGUGACGGGGGAGGUGCGGUGGCUGCAGGUGCUGCACCUCACGCGGAAGAACGACACCACCCCGGCCUACGCGCUCUCGUCGCCCGUGGUUGCCAACCCCGAUGAGGACAACCAGCAGGACAUUUACGUCACGACGACGGCCGGGGCCAUUUUUGGCUUCAACGGCCGCGGCAAACAGCUUCCUGGCUGGCCGGUGUGGAUGAGCAGCCCGAUAGCAUCCUCGGCCUCGAUGGAGGACGUCACCGCGGACGGCGUGCUCGACGUGUGUGCCGGUGACACCGGCGGCAACGUGGCGUGCUUCUCCGCGAAGGGAAAGCAGCUGUGGAGCAAAAAUUUUUCCGGCGCCGUCGGUGAGCACAUCACCUACGGCGACGUGGACGGGGAUGGGGCCAUUGACCUGGCGUUUGGCACCACCGCCGGAUUGCUCUACGCGGUGCGGGGACGCGACGGCGUACCGCUGCCGCACUUUCCAGUCGCGACGGAGGGGCCUAUUCUCGCCCCGCCGCUGCCUGUAAACCUAAACAACACGCUACCCUCGCAGCAGCGUGGCCCGGAGGGGCUGCACCUUGUCGUCCCCUCCCACGACGGGGUGCUGUACAUCGUGAGCGGCACCACGGGCUGCGUGGACGGCAUUGACAUCAACGAGAAGUCCUCCACCAUGGUGCUCGCCGACGACCUGACCGGUAACGGCAAGCUAGACCUCGUCGUGAGCACGCUGAGCGGGAGCGUCAUGGUGUUCGAGACACCGGCCACCUUUCACCCCCUCAAGGCGUGGACCAGCCGCGUGAAGUCCACCAACGGCUUCACGGCCUCCGAGGGGUACGUCGGGGUCUUCAUUCACCCCAGCAGCCGCGUGUCGCGCGACAUCCGCGGGGACCACUUUGUGGUUCUGGUGACCAUCUACGACAAGCGCCGCGUGGACGCGGCGCGGCGGCGCUACGGCCUCACCAUCACGAUUGGCCCACGGGUGCUGGUGCACCAGCACGUGUACGGCGCCCCCGGGACCUACUCCAUCCCGCUCCGCGCCCCGCUGGAGCGGAUGUACGCCUCCCUCGCCGUGGUGAUGACGCUGCCGAAUGGGCAGAGUUACGAGGACAGCCUCGCCCUGAGCUUCAACAUGCACUUCCUGGAAAGCAUUAAGUUUGCGUUUCUGAUCCCAUUCCUGCUGGCGUGCCUCGCCAUCUCUUUUGUUAGCAAACGGCACGAGGUGGAGCCGCCCCCGUUCGAGGCGCAUUACUACUAA